Molecule: messenger RNA, 1977 nt
Organism: Eimeria acervulina
Lineage: Eukaryota; Apicomplexa; Conoidasida; Eucoccidiorida; Eimeriidae
Exons: 4
Coding region: 1-1977 (658 amino acids)
Source: RefSeq, a predicted model, not a curated record
AUGGAAGGGGUUUGCUUGGCUCCUCCUUUAGAUUAUCUGGAGGCUCUCGAGGACAGCAUAUUGUCGUCUGCUGUCUCUUCAUCUUCUUCUUCACUUUCUUCUUUUCAAACUGCUCAGCAGCAGCUCAGCUGCGUUUUACAAGCCCACAACUCUGAAGAGGAUAAUACACAAACAGUACGAGUUGCUGCUGCUGCUGCUGCUGCUGCUGCUGCUGCUGCUGCUGCUGCUGCAGAGACAGACGAGCGCACCAUCUACGAAGCUGCAGAUUCACAAGUACAGCACUGGGGGGACUCUACAGCAGCAGACGCAGCAGCAGCAGCAGCAGCUGCUGCUGCAGCAGCAGACGCAGAUACAGCGUCCGGAGCAUCUCUCCGUGUGCUACAGCAGCAGCAACAGCACCAACUGCAGCAGCAGCAGCAGCAGCAACAACAACAACAGCAGCAGCUAUGGAUAUGGAGGCAUUGCAAACGAAUGCUGAGACGAGGGAAGGAAGGUGUAGCAGCAGCAAUCUGUCUUGAAGAGAGACUGCUGCGGCGUCUGUGCAGCAGCAGCAGCAGCAGCAGCUGGGGCAGCAGCUGCUGCUUCUGCAGCGGCAAUGCACUGUCUCUCCCUUUGACUGAUUCAUCAUCAUCAGCAGCAGCAGGAGCUGAGACAGCAGCAGCAACUUAUGUUUGCUGCUGCUACAAGACAGGUGCUUCCUGGGAAGCAGCAGCAGCAGAAGCAUGCGGCUCUUUUAUUUUGUCUUUGUUUAUUUUUCUCUCUGCUAUUUUUAAUUCUAUUCCUCAGCAGCAGCAAAUGUCGGUGCAGCUGCUGCAGCUGCUGCAGCUGCUGACGUUCUAUGGAAGGCUGCCGUUGCUGCUCUAUCUCCCGGCUGCUGCUGCAGGUCUUCAUCUUUCUCCCGCUUUGUUGUAUGCAAAUUGGGUGGCGGCGCCUCACCGCCGUCCGUUAGCUUUUAUUAAUUUGCUGCUGCUGCUGCAGUACGCAGCAGCAGCAGCAGCAGCAGCAGCAGUUUGGACUGUCUUCGGCUCUACAGGGUAUAUAGCAGCAGCUUUCUCUGUCUCUUCUUCGCGUUUGCUGCUGCAGACAGCAGCAGCAGAAGUUUCUCUGGCUGUCCUCAUGGGCUUAGUCGUUUUCUCUGUCUCUUCUUCUUUCUCUGUUCGUUCUAAACAAAAUAAUCACCUCGCUGGUGAAGCUAUUCCCCUCAAGCACCCAGCAGCAGCAGCAGCAGCAGCAGCAGCAGCAGCAGCAGCAGCAGGGGACGGUGCAGCAGCAGCAGAGUGUGCAGCAGACUGGUCAGAUAUUGAGUGGAGGGAUAGCGGUAUCUUUAAAAGCAGCAGCAGCAGCGGCAACAUCAAUAGCAGCAGCAACAGCAAUAGCAGCAGAAGACACAGCAGCACCAACAACAGCAGCAAGAAGCUGCUGCAGUUUCGUGUUGCAGCACUGUCGCUGCUGCUGCUGCUGUUUGCUGCUCUUCACCCCCCCUCUCCUGUUGCGCUAAAUCCUGCCGCUGCAUAUAUGGCUGCUUGGAUCUCAAAGGCAGACAGACGCACAGCAGCAGCAGCAGCAGCAGCAGCAGCAGCAGCUCCUCAAGACGCAGCAGCAGCAGCACCGCCAGACCCAGCAGCAGCAGCAGCAGCAGCAGCAGCAGCAGCAGCAGCAGCAGAUGAGGAUUCGUUGUUGAGCUGGGCUCGUUCUUUAUUUUAUUUUUUCUUCCUCUUCUCUGCAGCUCCUUACCUUGGCUUUCAGAUAGCAGCAAUUCUCUGGUGCAGGUGCGGAUGCAGCAGCAGCAAGAGCAGCAGCAGCAGCAGCAGCAGCAGCAGCAGCAGCAAGAGCAUAAGCAGCAGCAGCAAGUUGAAAUACGGUUCUUGCAUCCAGCAGCAGCAGCUGCUGCUGCUGCUGCAGCACGAGGAGGAGGUGCAGCAGCAGCAGCAGCAAGAGGAACUCUCAAAGGGCUGCAUUACUCCGAUAUCCCUCUAA